Vicugna pacos (alpaca) is the source of this 1736-nucleotide messenger RNA. NCBI's taxonomy places the organism in Eukaryota, Metazoa, Chordata, Mammalia, Artiodactyla, Camelidae. The record is from RefSeq and is a predicted model, not a curated record.
CGUUGGCCUCCUACCAGCGACCAUCCGGGCCCCCGACUCUCCUGGCGGCCCCUGGAGCGCAGCUUCUGGCCUCGUUCAAGUUCCCUCCGUAAAUUACUCGCACAGCGCGAACCCCGCCUCGGCUCUGGGUCCUCUCCCACCCCGCCCCUGCAACCCUUUACCGGCAUGGGUUGGAACUGGAGUCUCUCCCCAGACCUGACUGCAGCCAGCAUCAUGCAGUUACUCACUGCUCUUCACUCACCUGUUGAUGCCUCCCAGAAAAAAACGCCGCCAGACGGCCCAGAAACCCCAGCUGCUAUUCCACCAACAACCACUAGAGGGCCCCAGACACCGCCAAGGAUCUCCCCAGCUUCCUGUCACCCACACUAGACAGGUGCCCGGCAAGCCCAUUGACCACACCACCGUCACUUCCUGGGUAUCACCUCAGUUUGAUACAACAGCAGAAAGCUGGUUCCCAGCCAACCGUAAACGUCAUCUUCGAGCCCAGGCCAGGCAUUCAAGUCGGAAAUCUGCCACCUGCAAGUUUCCACGUCUAACAUUUGAGAGUCCACCUUCUUGCUCCAGGUCAGCCACACCCGGGACCCCCUUAAUCAGUGGCUGCCCCAACCAACCAGAAAAGGACAUUACCAGAAGGGCCUUAGUUCCCAUGCUCAGUCCCCAAAGCUGCGGGGAGCUGUCAGCACCUGCACUUCAAAACCUACCUUACGUGUUCACCCCACCUGACAUCCAGACCCCAGAGUCGUCCGUGAGGGGAGGGCUCGUGCCCCCAGAGCAGAGGGGAAACAGCCUUCCGAGCGGCUCCCUUCACAGCAGCACUCCCGAGAGCCCCGAGCCCGGGCCCGUUCUGGUUACAGACACCCCCGAGGAGAAGUACGGGAUAAAGGUCACCUGGAGGAGGCGACGACAUCUGUUCGCGUACCUCAGGGAGAGAGGGAAGCUGAGCAGAAGCCAGUUUCUUGUGAAAAACUGACGGGAUUUCUCAGACAUCAGGCGUCCCAAAAAACUGAUAGCUGGUUUUCAUCCAGUUGCUCAUAUCACUCGUCUGGCUCACAAGCAAGGACGUCAGUAGGGUAAAAUGGAAAGAACACCCCAGGAACACCAGUAGAAAAAAGAUAUUUUAACUAGAGCCCUGAAGUCAUGAGGGAAUUCAAUUUCCAGACUUGCUUUUUAAAAUAUCCGGUGCCAUAAACAGUUUUUAGUGUCAUAAACAGUUCACUUCAUAUUUUCCUUGUAUUAACUGUUUUAAAAUUUUAAAUAUUUUAAAACUGCUUAAAAUGUAUGUAAAUAAAUGGCUGCAGAAGGUUUUCACAGAACCCUGUUCCUGACACUAAUGCAGCAAUACAGCCUCCUUCACAAAAGGGUUUCUUAGUUCCCUGUAACCACUGCUUACUCAGCCUUCUAAUCACUUCCUUCAAACUAACUCAUUCCACAUGUUUGAGUACCAGCUCCGUGUACAGCUCCCUCUGUGACAUGAGGCAUGGAAAAACUCGAAGCAAAGUGAGUGUUUUGCAGACUUCGCUCGUCUGCUGAAAGGGCAAGGUUCUGAAGAAAGCGCAGCAAGCCUGUUUUAAUGAGUUCAGUGGGAUCAGGGGAGAUAAGUUACUUCGCGGUGCUAUGUUUUCAUUUCUUGCUUCCAACUGAAGUAAUCUGUAAAAAUUAAAUAGAGUGGGAAAAUGAUUUCUUGUCGUAACUGUUUAAAAUGUAUGUAAAUACAUGUGUAAUGUUUUCAAAUACUA